UGUCACGCCAGCUACCUUAAUACAACAGUGUGCAGAGCUUUAAGUGUACCUCCCUAUUCAGACCAAGCUUCACUCUACGUACAUUGGCCUUACUGCUUGAAGCGAUGCUCAUACUGCAACUUUAAUAAGUAUAUCCCUCGCUCAGUGGACAACAAGGUUAUGAGGGACUGCCUACAACAGGAGACCCAGACAUUGCUGCAGAUGAGCCAGGUUUCCAGAAUUAGCUCUGUGUUUUUUGGUGGAGGAACACCCAGCCUGGCCCAGCCCUCAACUGUGACUGCUGUCCUAGAGACCGUUUCCAAACACGCACAUCUCUCUGAUCACACUGAGGUUACACUGGAGGUGAACCCUGCGCCCACUGGUAGAGCUCCACUCAAAGACUUUGUGGCUGCUGGAGUCAACCGACUCUCAAUUGGAGUGCAGUCUCUAAAUGAGGCCAACUUGAAGGUACUGGGCAGGGAUCACAAUUCUCAGCAAGCACUGCAGACGGUGUUAGAAGCCAAAACGCUCUGCCCUGGACAGGUCUCCAUUGAUGUCAUGUUUGGAAUUCCUGGCCAGAGCGUAUCCUCAUGGGAGAGCGAGCUGGAGGAGGUGCUGUGUAUGUGUGAUGACCACAUCUCUUUGUACCAGCUGACCCUGGAGAGAGGCACUCAGCUCUUCAAACAAGUUCAGCAUAGCCAACUGAGCAUGCCCAGUGAUGAGGAUACUGCCAAAAUGUACACCUCUGCUCGAAAGAUUCUUAAGAAGGCUGGCUUCCUUCAGUACGAGGUGUCUAACUUUGCCAGAAAUAAUGCUGUCAGUACACACAACAUUGGUUACUGGAAAGCACAGCAGUAUAUUGGCAUCGGACCUGGAGCACAUGGGCGCUUCAUUCCUCGGGCACUGGGUGGAGUUUACAGGGAGGCACGAACUCAGACGUUAGAGCCAGAUGUUUGGAUGAGAGAAGUUCAGCAGCACAGGCAUGCAACACGCAGACGGAUUCAACUCAGCCAGCUGGGACUCUUGGAGGAGGUUUUGGUCAUGGGAUUGAGAAUGACUGAAGGAAUCUGUCACCAGCACUGGACAGCAUUCAGCCCUGAAGGAAACUUGCACCAAGUUUUUGGAGCAUCUACAGAUGUUCAGGAACUGCAGCAGAAAGGAUUUCUGAUCCUUGAUGACGGGGGACUGCGUUGUUCCUGGAAUGGUUUAGCGUUAUUGGACAGUAUUUUGCCAGUGCUGUUACUGCAAUUGGAGACUUUCUUUCACACACCGAGAUCAGCAAUGCUUAAUACAACAGCUGAUAGACAGAGGGACAGGUGAGAGUUCACUUCACCUUUAGUAAGGGAUUAUAUAUGUUUGAUUAUGUUAUAAUAAAAUGGGCAGCAUGGUGGCUAAGUGGUUAGCACUGUCGCCUCACAGCAAGAAGGUCCUGGGUUCGAUCCCCAGGUGGGUUGGUCCCCAGGUGGUUCUGUGUGGAGUUUGCAUGUUCUCCCCGUGUCUGCGUGGGUUUCCUCCAGGUGCUCCAGUUUUCAUCCCACAGUCCAAAAACAUGCAGCCAGGCUAAUUGGAGACACUGAAUUGUCCUAUAGGUACCUAGCUGCUAGGAUGCAUAAACCAGUGCAUUGUAGUGCCGGUCCCAAGCCCAGAUAAAUAGGGAGGGUUGUGUCAGGAAGGGCAUCCGGCGUGAAAACUGUGCCAAAUCAAUAAUGCAGAUCACGAUCCUCCGGCGACCCCUAAUGGGAGCAGCCAAGGAAAUAGAGAUUAUGUUAUAAAAAUGGGAAGCUAGAAUAUCUGUGUAACUGGAAUAUCUGGGGAAUUUAGUGUUUCAUUGAGUGUAGAAGCACAUAUAAUAAAAAAAUAAUCAGCAAAAGUUUUGUAUGAUUAUUAUAAUUAUUGUAUUUGUUAUAAGAAGCACUUUUUAAAAUAUUGCCUGUGAAUUUCUUCAUAUUGUACAGAGUUGUUUUUUAAAUACUUAUAAUUUGUAUUAAAUAUAAUA
Molecule: messenger RNA, 1975 nt
Organism: Trichomycterus rosablanca
Lineage: Eukaryota; Metazoa; Chordata; Actinopteri; Siluriformes; Trichomycteridae
Gene: rsad1
Product: radical S-adenosyl methionine domain containing 1
Exons: 9
Coding region: 160-1299 (379 amino acids)
Biological process (GO): porphyrin-containing compound biosynthetic process
Cellular component (GO): mitochondrion; cytoplasm
Molecular function (GO): 4 iron, 4 sulfur cluster binding; coproporphyrinogen oxidase activity
Source: RefSeq, a predicted model, not a curated record